ACACAGUAGUAAGGAAGACAUCCAGUGAGUGUGAGACACCCAGCAGCCGUCCCUCUGUGUCAGUAGGACUGAGAAGGACACAGACCCCCGUUACGGUGCCUCCAUCUCACUCACUGAUGAGAGACACAGUGACAAGAAGAUCCUGGAACUCACCAACAAGAUCAUUCAGCUGCUGACUGGAGAGGAGGGGGAGUAUAUAGAGGAACACAGGGGUCUGUACAACGACGUGAUAAUGGAGAAUCACCCGCCCACAUCACUGGAUGGGCCCAGUAACAGAGAUACCCCAGAGAGAUGUCCCCGUCCUCUGUAUUCCCAGGACUGUACAGAGGAGAAUCACAGGACCCCACAGGAGGAUCAGGUACAACGUCUGUCUGAUAUUAAAACAGAAUAUAUAGAGGGAGAAGAAGAGACGUAUGUGACUGAUAUAAAGGCAGAAGAUAUAGAGGGAAAAGAAGGGACGUAUGUGACUGAUAUAAAGGCAGAAGAUAUAGAUGGAGAAGAAGAGACGUAUGUGACUGAUAUAAAGGCAGAAGAUAUAGAGGGAAAAGAAGGGACGUAUGUGACUGAUAUAAAGGCAGAAGAUAGAGAUGGAGAAGAAGAGACGUAUGUGACUGAUAUGAAGGCAGAAGAUACAGAGGGAGAAGAAGAGACGUAUGUGACUGAUAUAAAGGCAGAAGAUAUAGAGGGAGAAGAAGACACGUAUGUGAGGGGUGAUCAGCAGUGUAAGGAGGAGGAGAUCCCUACAGAUAUCAGCACAGAUGAACACACAAGCAGGAAUAUCUCGGAAGGACAUCUAAUGUUAUCCCCGGAUUGUGAAAUAAAAGAUAAUGACAGUAGACAGGAUUCUCCAGGAGAUAAUCCCAUUACCCCAAUUAUACAUCCAGCUUUAUCAGCUGAUCCCCCUGAUCCUGGGAAAUGUUCUCCUGAUCUCUCUGAUAUUGGUGCAUUUGUUACAGCUCUAACAGUAGAUACAGUGUUUCCCUGUUCUAUAGAUGCCAAAUGUUUUACACAGAACACAAAGCCUAUUAACCCACGCACAGGUAAGGUAGGUGAAAGGCCACUGAUAUGUUCAGAGUGUGGGAAAUGUUUUACAAAGAAAUCACAACUUGUUAUACAUCAGAGAAGUCACACAGGUGAGAAGCCAUUUCCAUGUUCUGAGUGUGCGAAAUGUUUUACAAAGAAAUCACAUCUUGUUAUACAUCAGAGAAGUCACACAGGUGAGAAGCCAUUUCCAUGUUCUGAGUGUGGGAAAUGUUUUGCACUUAAAUCAUAUCUUGUUAGACAUCAGAGAAAGCACACAGGUGAGAGGCCAUUUUCUUGCUCUGAGUGCGGGAAAAGUUUUACCUGGAAAUCUAAUCUUGUUAGACAUCAGAGAGAGCACACAGGUGAGAAGCCAUUUCCAUGUUCUGAGUGUGGGAAAUGUUUUGCAUGUAAAUCAGAUCUUGUUAUACAUCACAGAAGUCACACAGGUGAAAAGCCAUUUUCUUGCUCUGAGUGUGGGAAAUGUUUUGCAUGUAAAUCAGAUCUUGUUAUACAUCACAGAAGUCACACAGGUGAGAAGCCAUUUUCUUGCUCUGAGUGCGGGAAAUGUUUUACACACAAAUCACAACUUGUUAUACAUCAGAGAAGUCACACAGGUGAGAAGCCAUUUCCAUGUUCUGAGUGUGGAAAAGGUUUUGCACACAAAUCACAUCUUGUUAGACAUCAGAGAACUCACACAGGUGAGAAGCCAUUUUCUUGCUCUGAGUGCGGGAAAUGUUUUACACAGAAAUCAGUUCUUGUUAUACAUCACAGAAGUCACACAGGUGAGAAGCCAUUUCUAUACUCCGAGAAAUAAAUCAUCUCUUGUUACACACAAUAGACAUCACUCAGGUGAGGAACCAUUUUAAUCUUCUGGAGUAUACUUAUCAUUGCCAUGCGUUGUUCUUCAAGGUUCUUAUCCUAUCUCCUAUGCUUUUUGCAAUAUACAUGUUACCACUGGGUGAAAUAAUCAGAUGUCAUGGCCUCAUCUACCACUGCUAUACAGAUGACCUGUCUUUGCUCUAGGUACUGAGAACCUAGUACCAAUCCUAAAUGGUUGUCUAGCUGAGUGUGGGUGAUGUCAGUUGGCUGUGAUUCAGUCCUGGUGAAGCAGGUCUUUAAGCUCACCACCAAAGAGCAGGGCUACAGUUCAGCUUUGCAAACCAACCAGACUUACGCUUGGGGGUUCAGAGUUACAAAAUGCUGAUUAUGUGUGGAAUCUUGGUGUCCUGGAUAGUGGAGUGACACUUAGACAUCAGUAUCUGCCACAAUCAGAUCCUCAUCUGAGGAACAUAGCCAGACUCCAACACUUUAUUCCCUCAGAAGAUCUACCUACAGUCAUACAUGUACUUGUAUCAUCACACAUAGACUACUGCAAUGUCCUCUACCUGGGUCACCAGUAAAAGAGUUGCACCGCUUGUACAGAAUGCAGCAGCCAGGCUGUUACCUAACCAGCCCGUUCCUGCCACAUAACACCCAUUCUCUGCUCCCUUCACCAGCUGCCUGUAAGAUGGUGACUCUAUUACAUUAUGGGCUAUCCCAACCCUACAUGACCAGGGUCCAUGGUACCAGAAGCAUCUUCUGCCUUGUUACUGCCCUGCUUGCUGCCAUCUGCAGAUGAAGAACUGUUACCAGCAGUACCAAGAAUCCCCAAGAAGUUCUUAGAUGUCAGAGGUGGAGACAGGGUGGGUGGCACUAGUGCUGUAGCGGGUGCUGCCGGAUGCAUUGUCUGUGGGUAAUAUUGUCCCCAAGCAGCGCUAAGGUGUCAGAGGGGAUACAGGGC
Messenger RNA from Pseudophryne corroboree (corroboree frog), 2803 nucleotides. Its product is annotated as oocyte zinc finger protein XlCOF22-like. Bases 233 to 1837 code for a protein of 534 amino acids. The transcript is spliced from 5 exons. Gene Ontology annotation, biological process: regulation of transcription by RNA polymerase II. Gene Ontology annotation, molecular function: DNA-binding transcription repressor activity, RNA polymerase II-specific; RNA polymerase II cis-regulatory region sequence-specific DNA binding. Gene Ontology annotation, cellular component: nucleoplasm. The record is from RefSeq and is a predicted model, not a curated record. NCBI's taxonomy places the organism in Eukaryota, Metazoa, Chordata, Amphibia, Anura, Myobatrachidae.